AUGUCGCAUCGAGAUAAACUCUCCCACCAUCAUCAUCAUCGAAAUGACAGUGAGGAUUCAUUGAUCGAGGCAUUUGAAACAACCUUGACAAUCAAACCCAGCACCACAGAAUACGAAGAUAAUGACAUUUCCAUCGAUCACACUGUAUUACCCAACUCUACCGUAAACUAUACUCGAGACACUACGAGUAUGGUUGACAUUGAAGAGUUAGAGGAGAACGAACAAUUUUCAGAGCAAAUACCCAAAUUCAAGACCAAUAGAAGGUACAGCUUGCUCCCCACCAAAACGGCAUUUAAAAAAACCGGAUCACCUGGACUAGAAGAGUACUAUGUUCAGCAAAAACUCGACCCCAAAUUUCAUGACAUUUUAAAACCCAGCAUACUAAUUGAUGAAAAAUUGAUCAAAUAUCACCACACAUUUAGUGAUUUCAUAGCAUCAAAUCCCCACAUCAACAAAGAGUCUCCUCGAUUUCAACACAAUUCCGAAAAGACGUUGGUUAUUUUAUCACCAUAUAGUCCUGAACACGCAUUUGGUAGAAAAUGGGUGACAAAGUCGUACUUGUCGACAAUUUUCGAACGGCCACAACGAUUACUAGCAAGUUGCAUUGGUGUUGCUUCAGCGAUUACAAUGUACCCUUUUUAUUACAAACUAGUCAACUCUACAAAGAGAAGCUCCAUUUUUGCUUCACAUGUACGAAAAAUUCAUGGAAAGAAUUGGCCCAAGAAGCUAUUUGAGCUCUGUUUGGAGAGUCAUGACAAGUUGAAUAAUGAUGAAAUCGAGGUUCCAGAGGAUUGGAAUACAGGAGAUAUAUAUCUUACACCAAAGACGAUAAAUGCGAUAGAGGGGGUAAUUGGGACUAUUGAAACAGCAGUGGAUAGUUUGUUUAAGAACAAAUCAACUUCUUCUCAAGCAAGUAUUGGUUCAAGUAGCAGAAACAACCAUGAUUUGGCAUUUGUGGUGAUUCGACCACCGGGGCACCAUAGUCACGCUUGUCUACCUAGCGGGUUCUGUUUAUUAAACAAUGUACAGAUUGGAAUCGAAUACGCAUUUGAAACGUAUGGAGUGACCCACUGUGCCAUUUUGGACAUCGAUUUGCAUCAUGGAGACGGAUCGCAAGAUAUUUGUUGGGAAAGGGCCGGGUUUACUGGAGAUUAUGGACAACAAGCUGAAGAUGAAGUCGACGAUCCAUCUUUGAACCCGCGCGACGAAUAUGGCAAAAGAUUCGCCACGUUCCCUAAAGUAGGGUAUUUCUCGCUUCAUGAUAUAAAAUCCUAUCCGACGGAAUUGGGAUUUGCGACAAAGGAAAAUAUCAAGAAUGCAUCAACAUGUAUCAUGGAUCACGAUUUAAAUAUUUGGAAUGUGCAUUUACAAAAUUGGAAGACUGAAGAUGAAUUUUAUAAACACUAUCAAACUAAAUACGUGGCGAUUUUAAACCGAGCCAAUCAGUUUUUAAAUAAUGCCAAGAAACAGCAUGAUCAAGAGUGUGAGGAGUAUUUGACGCAGUUAGCCAAGUACAACAAGUACUUGUUAAAGCCACAUCUAUACCCAAACCAAAAACCCGAGAAACCAACACCACCUCCAGCAUACAAACCUUUAAUCAUAAUAUCUGCUGGAUUUGAUGCAUCUGAGUAUGAAGAUCCACAAAUGCAGCGACAUGGAAUAAAUGUACCAACAUCAUUUUAUGCCACAUUUACUAAAGAUGUGGUGAAGUUGGCAAAAAUACACACCGAAGGGAAAGUCAUUUCAUUUCUUGAGGGUGGUUAUAGUGACGGGGCAUUAACAACAGGCAUUUUCUCCCAUCUUAUUGGAUUAAACAAUGACGAUGAUCUUUUGUGGAAUCAUACCUGGGGAUCAGAGCAAGUAGUCAAGGAAUUGGUUAAAGGAUGCAAGAAAAAUUGGACGCCUUAUAAGAACCCCAAAAGCGAAAUCACAAUCUGGGCCAAUGAGGUUAUCAAAUUGGGACGAUCCAUGAUGCCCAAUGCUAUCUUACCCGCAAAUCACAUAUACAGGGAUCAGUCAAAGGAACCAGAUGUUGUUAACGGCAAGCCGAUAAAUCGAAUGGUGAAAGAUCUUAUGGAUGGCGGAGGAGUGGGGAUCAUCGACACUCCCAAGAUUAAAAGAGCUGAAGAUCGCGAAGAAUUAAAAAAACCAGUUAGACACACUAGGUCCUACUAUAAGACAGUAUGA
Molecule: messenger RNA, 2187 nt
Organism: Lodderomyces margitis
Lineage: Eukaryota; Fungi; Ascomycota; Pichiomycetes; Serinales; Debaryomycetaceae
Gene: HOS3
Product: histone deacetylase
Exons: 1
Coding region: 1-2187 (728 amino acids)
Cellular component (GO): nucleus
Molecular function (GO): histone deacetylase activity
Source: RefSeq, a predicted model, not a curated record